ACAGAGGAGAACGGCCGGAGUUGAGGGUUUUCCGGGAGCUGGUGGCUGGCGUUGUGUCUGCUGCUCUGAUCGUUCAUGUCCGAUUUAUGGAUUCCUGGCUGCAGUUCGGCCACUUGGGCCGCCCUCUCUUUCUUUUUUUGGCGGUGGCCGUUGCUGUAGCCCAGGGGCAGCCGCUCCCCGAGGCUCCGGCUCCGGCUUCGGCACCGGCCGAGGCCUCCUGGGUCCGUGGGGUGAAACCGAUCGCAGUCCUUGGGGCGCCGGCGGAAGGAGGCGGGUUAGAAGCGGUCGUGGAGGACGAUGAGGCGGAAGAGAGUGUUACGAGUGGAGAAGAUCAACCCAGAUCCCUGGUUAUUGUAAGUACGAUGGAUGGGCGCGUUGUAGCAUUGGAUCCAGAGAAUCAUGGUGCCAAGCGUUGGGAACUUGAUGUAGGAGCUGGCUCUUUAGUCUCUGCCAGCCUCAGCAAGCCUGAGGUCUUUGGGAAUAAAGUAAUAAUUCCAUCCCUGGAUGGAGACCUGUUCCAGUGGGACAGAGACCGGGAGAGCAUGGAGACGGUUCCUUUUACAGUGGAAUCACUGCUGGAAUCUUCCUACCGACUUGGUGAUGAUGUGGUCUUGGUUGGAGGGAAGUCACACACAAGCUAUGGGUUGGAUGCAUACACUGGAAAGAUGCGAUAUAUCUGCUCUGCAGCAGGUUGCCGUCACUGGGAAGAGGAAACGACUGAGCAGGACUCAGACCUCUUGCUGCUGCAGCGUACACAGAAAACUGUCAGGGCUGUGGGACCUCGGUCUGGUACAGAGAAGUGGAACUUCAGUGUCGGACACUAUGAGCUGAGGUUUGUUCGAGAUGCUGCAUCGAAAAUCAACUACAUUGAGAGUAGUUCCACUGCUAGUAGUAGGAAUGGUCAAUCAGCGACCUUCUCUGAACGGGACCAGGAUACCACUGUGAAAGAUCGUAUUAUAAAGGUCUCGGUGUCGGACUGGAAGGUGAUGUCUUUUAGCAGUAAACGAGGUGGCCAACUGGAGUGGGAACACCAGUUCUGUACUCCAGUGGCAUCGGCCUGGUUAGUGGAGAAUGGGGAAGUGAUCCCGGUCAGCCUGUUUGAUGAUGCCAGCUAUUCUGCUCGCCGCAGCAGUGAGAUAGAAGACGAGGAAGAUCUGGUGGAAGCAGCGAGAGGAGCGGCAGAGUCAGCCGAGUCUGGAGUCUAUCUUGGCAUGUACAAGGGACAACUGUACAUGCAGUCAUCUGUCAGGUUGUGUGAGAAAUUCCCAUUGAUGCCCACCCUAGAGGACUACGGAGACAACAAAGUUGCAUCUUUGCCUGAUGUCAGAUGGAAGCCUCUAAUCCAUUCGCCAGCUAGAACACCCGCAUUGAUUCGGUCAGAUGAACGUGAUAAAUGUCUCAGCAAUGAUAGACAUUCUCAUGAUGAAUAUAGCAAUGGAGCGCUGUCGAUUUUACAGUAUCCAUACGAUAAUGGUUUUCAUUUGCCUUACUAUGUGCGUGAGAGAAACAAACGUGGCACCCAGGUUUCCAUCAAAUUCUUCGACUCGACCAGGAAGAAGAAAGAAAUCACAAGGAAGGACCCCAUUCUCCUGCUGGAAUGGUGGAGGGAAAUUGCUUUCACCAUCCUUGUCUGCAUUAUUGCGACUACCUAUGUGGUUCAUAAGCUUGUCCAAUAUCCAGCUUCAGUCAUGAAAAAGGAGAAAUUGGAGUUUCCAUGUCGGACUGACAGCACAAUUGAGGUGCCUGUGGGAGAAGUUAAGGUUGAUUUGAUAAAUUGCUUUGGGACUGCUGACUACGUGUCCAGGUGCCUUACUGACUUUGAAUUGGUUCAGUGUCUUGGACGCGGAGGAUUUGGUGUUGUUUUCGAGGCCAAAAACAAAGUUGAUGAUUGUAAUUAUGCUAUCAAGAGGAUACGACUCCCGAAUCGAGAUCAAGCACGGGAGAAGGUGAUGCGGGAAGUGAAGGCACUGGCUAAGCUGGAGCAUCCGGGCAUUGUCCGCUAUUUCAAUGCCUGGCUGGAGACCCCACCUGAAGGCUGGCAGGAGGAGAUGGACAAGCAGCUGCUGAAAGAUGAAGGCACUGAUUGGCCUGCGAGUUCUCCAGAUGUUCCAGGGCUUCCUGUUGGUGCAAACUGUUCAGGUAGUUCAUCUUCGCUGAAGUUCAGUUCCUACUCUGUGAUCACUACCAAACAACCUUCUUCACUGGAGCCAUGUGUGUGCUUGGACCUCCCUUCAGACUGCAGCCAAUCUUUGGAACAGCCCCAUUGUGGCCAAGAUAGUCUUUUGUCUGAGUAUGGAAGUGAAGGCAAUUCUGAGCUGGCACAUUCCUUUGAACUAUUCCCUUCAGCUGCUGGCAGUGUUGUGAAGGAGGACAGGACUACAUCCUUUGACGUGGUGUUUGAAGAUUCUGGCUGUGACCAAGCAUCUGAGCAUACACUGGACUUAGCGCCAUCGUGCUACAGUAGAAGCAGUGGUGGGAGACAAAAUUCCGUUUCUUGGGAAGAGAAAUCAGGUAGAACUGGGGGUCUGGUUUCCAAUGAUACUUUAUCACAUUCUCCACCAAGGCCCACAUCGUUAAAUCUGGGCCCGUGUAAAGACUCAGGGGAGAAAGCAAAACUACACUCACCUAAGGUUUACUUGUACAUUCAGAUGCAACUCUGCAGGAAAGAGACUCUGAAAGACUGGAUGAAUGGCCGAUGUCAGAUGGAGGACCGAGACCGGACUGAGUGUUUAAAGAUAUUUUUACAGAUGGCUGAUGCUGUCUGCUUCUUGCACUCCAAAGGAUUAAUGCACAGGGAUCUUAAGCCUUCAAAUAUUUUCUUUACUUUGGAUGAUGUGGUGAAAGUGGGUGACUUUGGGCUUGUCACUGAAAUGGACCAAGAGGAAGAAGAGGGGUCCAUACUUACACCAAUGCCAGUGUACGCUAGACACACGGGGCAAGUGGGUACUAAGCUCUAUAUGAGUCCUGAGCAGAUAUCUGGAAAUACUUACUCUCACAAAGUGGACAUCUUUUCUUUGGGCCUGAUCCUGUUUGAAUUGUUGUAUCCCUUCAGUACACAAAUGGAGAGAAUUCAGACAUUAACAGAUGUUCGCAAUUUGAAGUUUCCCUCUAAAUUUCUAGAGGACUAUCUUCAGGAGCAUGAAAUGGUGCAGAAAAUGCUUUCUCAUGAACCAGCUGAACGACCAGAGGCUGUGGACAUUGUCAACAACCCGUUCUUUGAGAGCUUUGACAUUCCUGAAAGGCAGCUGCUGAGGCAGAGGUCACGGACACUCAGCUCCAAUGGAGUCAAGACUGUGAGGGCAUCUGUCUCGUAACAUUGGACGUCAAUUGAUUCAGCCUACAGGUUCUUGAUCUCUGAUACCUUCCAUUGCAUCGUAACAAUUGAAAUCAGUAUUUGGAAAAGAUUGCAAGGCUCAUUCUGAUCGCUUACUUUGAAAUAAUUAUCAGAGUUUUUAAGGACCAAGUGACGUGAUAGUAAAGCUUCUUUUCUACUAUACUCCCAAACUGAUACCUAACGUUUAUAGAAAAUAUCUCCCCUCAGAAGAUUAUGUAUUUGAAGUAACAACAAGCGCAGAUCCACUGAUUUUGAAGGCUUAUUUUGUCUUGUGCGUCAUAGCUUCCAUUAAUUCUAUUCUAUAAGCACAUACUGUGCAUUCCUUUAGUGGCUACACCUGCACAGUAGAUCAGAUGCAUGUAUUUCAAGAGAAAGUCAGAACUGGAAUUUAAUCUGCUGAGAGGGCUGCUUGGUGUUUGCAGUACUCCUAACUUCAUUGCAACUUUAUCGAAGGGCAUUUGUCCAACUUUCAGCUGUAAGCCUGUAUUUUUGGAAAUUGAAACAUCGCAAUGUGGUUUUCAGUCAUGAUUUGAAAGCAUCACCUGGCCCUUAUUCACAAGCUUUUGGGAAUUGGCCUGACUGUAUGUGGUGAAUGAUGGAGUUAGAAUGUAUUUGGAGUGCUGUGACAGCACAAUGGCAUAAAUACAUCAAUUAUUAAUCAAAAAUCAUGCUGUGCAAAUUUCAUAGUGAGUGGGCAAUUUGUAUUCUUAACAAUGCAAACUAGAUCUUUACAUUUGACGUUGUGUUUACAUUACUGUACAGACUAAAGAUAUUUAAUUUCUUGUACUAUAAGUAUGUUCUUUGAAUUCCUGACCAGCUAAAAAUAGGUGAACAUUCAGAAAUUUCCCCAUGUUGUCACAACGCUUCUUUCACCAGCUCUUCAAUGUUUCAAAGGGUAAUGAUUUAGUUCUGUGCAGUACUGAAUGCUAAAGGAAAGAAGAUUCCAACCUCCAUUUCCAUGGGUGUUCGGUUAGCUGCACUUAAUUGUGAUUCUGCUAUUUCAGCAAGUUUUUGGUUAUUCCAGGAAAAUAUCAAUGUUAUUUACACCUGAUUGGCAGAAGGCAUAUCCUGUGCUCAUACUUUCAUUGCAGCUAUAGAGAGUAGUUGUUUGGACUACUGGUUUAUCGUGCACCAUUAAGAUACAGUGCAAAACUCUGACUCUGUUACUUUGUCUUAUCUUGUCAUGUCAUCUCGGUUCAUUUUAGAACGUGUUGUCCCUGUUGAGUAUCUAAAACCAAUUUUGUUUAAUUUCUCUAAUUUCCUAAGCAGUUUUCAGCAUUGUAGAUUCAACACCAACUUAAAAACUACUGAGCAGAAUGCUUAUUAUAGGUCUGUCAAUCUAAUUAUUCCUCCAGGCCCUUAUCAGAUUAUUAUAUAAUUUUGUGUACUCUUUAAAGGAGUGGAAUUGUAUUGCUGUGUUUAAAAAAUUUGUUAAAAUCUUGUCAGAUCUACAUAUCUGUAUUGUACCAUUUUAAAUUAGCUGUCAUUUUGGCUCAUUAUAUAGUGAUCCAUUUAGUGUUUUUUUCCAACCCGGGAGAAAAGAGCUGUUUAAUGUGUGGAUUGUAACCAGUUUAAAAAAAACAACCACUCUAUCUUUCUCAAAUAUACUUGCACGCCAUUAAUUAUGUCAGCUUCCAUCAGCAGUAUACAAAAACACUGAGAUAAGAUCUGAAUAAUGAAAGACUGUUGUGAAAGAUUAGAAAUGGGAUCAGUUAAGUGGUGCUGGAGUUAGCACAUGCAGGUCAAUAGGCUACCAGAUUGGUGU
This is a messenger RNA of Stegostoma tigrinum, 5099 nucleotides long. It is a transcript of the gene eif2ak3, whose product is annotated as eukaryotic translation initiation factor 2-alpha kinase 3. Lineage: Eukaryota; Metazoa; Chordata; Chondrichthyes; Orectolobiformes; Stegostomatidae. Gene Ontology annotation, biological process: protein phosphorylation. The record is from RefSeq and is a predicted model, not a curated record. Bases 87 to 3314 code for a protein of 1075 amino acids. Gene Ontology annotation, molecular function: ATP binding; protein kinase activity; protein binding. The transcript has 17 exons.